UUUAUAGGCCAGGCUUUCUUUAGGAUCAUUAAACAAAGCUUGGUGUAUAGACUCUUGACUUUAACUCCCUGAGAUGGUAUGAGGGGGAAAAAACCUUGAGAUGAACCAGAGAGGAAGUAAUGUUCUCACUGAUAGAUAUAGCAGGAACUGUGUGCGUGCGUGUGUGUGUGUAUGUGUGUGUGUGCGUGUGUGGAAGGCAGAGAAUCUCCAUCAGCCCCAUGACAGUUAGUCGUGUUGAAUGUGUUUUAUGAGGAAGUAGGAGUGGAUGUGGGUGUGGUGAAUAUUCCUUGGUUUAAAACCUAUGCAUAACCUGUAGAGAGCGUUACCUGCUUUACAUGACUUGUGUGUGUGUGUGUGUGUGUGUGUGCUCUCAUCCCAAAUCCACCUGUGAGCCUGAAUGCAGUGAGCAGGUUCAGAUUGAUCCAAACUUGGGUGAGUGUGAGCUCUAAUUCAUUACCGAACGCUUUACCUUUCACUGUGAGCUUUUAUCACAUGACUGACAGUCUGCUGCUGUUGCUGUAAAUAAUAAUCUACGGUGUUGUUUGUGCAGAUAAGCAGUUCUAGCCAGUUGUGAAAAAUGCUGUGAAGUAAAAACGCUUUAUAAAUUCGUGUUAAUAGUGUAUUUGAAUGAAUUCAAAUAAUGGAAAGUAAACCAUUGCUGAACCAUUAAUUUCAAAUGUAAGUUGAAACAUUUAUUAAGUCAUUAAAUGAAACAGGAACUGCUUUGUAGGAAGCUUAAACUUGAGUGAAACAAAAUAAAUAUUUGGUGUUACCACCCAUUGACUGCAAAACAGCAUGAAUUCUUCUAAGUACACUUGCACAAGUUAAACACGGAUCUUUGUGGAUGUAGACAUCCUCUCCUGUCUCUUCAUGUAAUCCCAUACUUUAUAAUUUUGAGAUCAAGGCUUUGUGGGGGUAAAACUAUUUCUUCUAGGACUCCUUGUUCUAAUCAGCACUGAAGAUAGUUCCUUCCUGCCUGAAUCAAUCCACCCUUUAAGAUCAUCAGGCUAUGGAAACCAUCAAUAUUAUACAGUAGAACAGAACGCUGCGUCACAGACAGGUUUCUCAUGCAGCAAAUAAACAAAUCUUCUUACACUGAACCUCAGCUGCGCCAACUGCAUACAUCUAGCAGAAGCAUCAAUAUAACCCUCAUAUUUUUGUGCAUUUUUAUCCCCUAUGCAUUAAGCUUUUCCUGGGAAUUUGAAAAACUCUUUUGAACUAUUUUGGCUGACCUUUUCUCACAAUGUCCAGCUUUUCUAGAAAAGUCUGUCUUGAAAACGGCCUUGUAAGUUUAUCUGCAACCAAAUCAAUUUCUUCCCCUCUGUCACAAGUUAGUUAUUACCUAUUUUAUGAGUUGCUCAGUAGCUCCUGGUUCCAUAAAGUCAACUUUCUGUAUAAGACUGUAGAAAGGACAUUACUUACAAUCUUACAUUCCGGUGCUUAUUUUAGUUCGCACUCUCCGGUGUUUUAUGAUUUAUAAUCCCACUCUUUAUAUCACCCAAAUGAUGAUGAGGUUCCCCUUUUGUGCCUGGUUCCUCUCAAGGUUUCUUCCUCAUAACAUCUUAAGGAGUUUUCCCUUGCCACAGUCGCCCAGGCUGCUCAUCAGGGAUAAAUACACAUCGGCCACCUUAAUUCUUGAAUUCUGUAAAUCUGCUUUAAGGCAAUGUCCAUUUUGAAAAGCAUCAUAGAAAUAAACUUGACGACAAAUUGUGGAAUAAAAAAAUAAAACAGCUAUUAAAUCCACACAUAUAUUUCAGCUUGUGCAGUUUGCUACAGAUGCAGUUUGUGAACACUGAUUAGUGCACUCUCUAACCAUCCAAUCAAACAACGUGAAAAUGCUGACGUUACGGUAUGCCUGCUAGAUAUCCCCAAUGUCACCAACAGGUCGUCAAACGCGCCGACUCGUUUUGUGGCAUUUUUUCCUCAUAACGUAUUUUUUGAUCGUACAGAUUAGAGCAAUACUUUUAUUUUUAUACACUCAUUACAACAAAACAAAUGCCUCUUCACAGGCACAAAAAAAACAACCUGAAUCUCAGUGCAUACUUGAUUCACAGAAAUAAAAAAAUAUGUAAAGAAAGCUCAAAAUGUCUACUUUUCAAUAAAUCACACCGAAAACGAAUCUCUGAUUAUGUAAUCCGUAUGAAACUUAAGAGGUACACUUUUUCCUGUAUCACCUCAUUAACCGUGUGUUUCUCUAGUAAUGUACUGUUGAUUCUGAAUGCUCACAAAAGAUUGCUUUGUUAACAAGUGAAGUGACAGCUGUAAAGUGAUUGGAUAGGAACGGCUAGUACACUUCUUGCAGUGUACAACCGAGAAAAGCUAUGAAACUAAGGAAAGCAAGUUUGCCUCUACAUAAAAUUUUAUUUUUAGAUAUUUUUUUUAACAGUUUCUAUGUAAUGAUCUAAUCACUCUGUGUGAUAAGGCUUUGUCAUUGGAAACCUCAUCGAAUUCAAAUAUGUUAGAAUGUUUGUCUAAGAACCUCCUCCUAAAUAUCUUCAGAUUAUUAAUCAGGAAAAACUUGAUCUUAACACGUGUUUGAUUUAAAAUGAUCAGUGUGGGUGUAGGUAUUCAAUCCAGUCAUAUGAGAGCCUCACCUGAUUCCACCUGGUAUUUAGAUGACCAUGGUUUUUCAGGAGACUCAGUAAGGUGUGGCUUCCAUUUGCUUAGAAUGAGCACCUGCACCCACAUCAACCUCUUUCAGAUAACACUGGACAGCCCAGGUGUAGUCAGUAAUAUGCUGAGUUGAAGAGGUCCAGAAUAUGUUUCAGACGUUAAGCACAAAGGUUUUAUCAUGUGAAUUAUUAUUUUUUUUAUUCUACCCUUGAGCUACCACCAUCCCCAAACAAGUCAUGAAGCUGUCUCUGUCUAUCCAAACUUUCAGUGUUUAUUAUAGUAUUAUUGCAAUUCUUUUAAUUUUUUUUCUUCUUUCUCCAAAAAACAGCGUGAUAUUUUUCUGGCUGCACUUAGAGCUUACAUCCAGCUCUAUUUUCUCUCCCAUUGCACUUACUGGGCAAAUUGAUGGGACAUUAAGGACUAUUAAAUAACUGACACGAGGUCCAUCCAAACAAAUCCGAGCUGUAAUUUAAUAUAUUUGCAGUUUUUUUUAGGCCAUGUAACUCUCACUUUCUGAGGUUAUGCUUAAAAUCAUAUUAUCUUAUCAUGUGCUUUAAUAUAUUUUUCUUUUUUGGACUUUUGAAGAAUAUCGAAUAUCGAGUCAAUCUGGUAUUUUGUUCCAGAAAGAAAAUACUACUACACUAAAAAAGUAAAAAUGACUGGAUAAACUACAAGCCCACAAUUUCCUUUGUUUUCAUAUCAUAGUUUUUCUGUCAAUUUCGCAAGGUUUAAUUCUGCUAAAAAGUUUCAGAGCAGAAUUGUGCCAACAAGCAACACCCUGAAAUUUCUGUGUUUUUCUGUAUGCGUGUGUGUGUGUGUUUGUCAGAGAGAGAGAGAGAGAGAGAGAGAGAGAGAGAGAGUGAGUCAUGUAGAAUAGCACACGAGAUCAGCGAAAGUGCACUUCGAACUGUAUUAGUGCUCGAUAGACAUCUUUAUUAGCAAAAAGGGCAACCAAACACACACACACACACACACACGUACAUGGGACAGAAGCUGUCUUUAAGAAUGGAGAGAGAUGCCUGAAGCUCUGGUAACUUGGGGCUAAACUAUAUAUACUAUAUAUAUAUGGACUGGACUUUAACUGCUGAUUGUGUGACACUCACUGAAUAAGACUUCAAGAUGAGAUGUCACCUGAAAACGCUUAUACAGACACUUGUUGGUCUUCUCAUCCUUACCUGCAUGUAUAUCUCAAUGAGGAGAGCAAAAGAGACGGAACCAGAACUAGAACCCAUGAAUGCUGCCUGGCUAAUGGGGAACUACAGCAGUGAAAAAUGCUCUCAGGAAAAUCAGGAAUAUAUCCCUUGUCUCAGAGCUCUUGUUCGAGUCUUAGCUGGAGAGAUUUCGCCUCAGCAAAAAUAUCUCACUGUGGGCCUCUCUUCUGUGAAGAGAAAGAAAGAGAACUAUCUUCUACAAACCCUUCACUCCAUCUUUAAUCAGUCUUCGGAGAAGGAGCUUGCUGAGAUGGUGGUCGUGGUUCUUUUGGCUGAUUUUGACCUGCACUGGGUUCAACAAACUCUAAUCAGCAUUAAGAAUCAGUUUUCAGCAAGAUUGGUCCAGGGUCAGCUUGUUGUAAUUCAUGCCGAUCAGGAAAACUACCCUCCUCUGACAGGCCUGAAAAGAAAUUUUAACGACGCUCCGGAUCGCGUGAGCUUUCGCUCAAAGCAGAACGUCGACUACGCCUUUCUGGUGGACUUCAGCGCCAGACUUUCCAAGUAUUACAUAAUGCUGGAAGAUGACGUGAGCUGCUCUAAAGGAUUUUUGUCCUCCAUUCGAGGUCACAUUAACUCAAAAGGAUCUUUACCAUGGGUGACACUCGAGUUUUCCAAGCUGGGAUAUAUUGGAAAACUGUAUCACUCGAAAGAUCUAUCUCGUCUGGCUCACUUCCUCUUUUUGUUUUACCAGGAAAUGCCUUGCGACUUCCUGCUGUCCCACUUUCGUACUUUGCUAAUGCAGGACAAGGUCAUCCGCUUUCAGCCGUCACUCUUCCAGCACAUGGGAACGUAUUCAUCAUUCAAGGGAACGUAUAAUCACCUCAAAGAUGAUGACUUCAACGUAAAUCCUGCAGAUAAUCCGCCAGCCUCUGUUUAUACUGACAUCAAAGCUUUUAAAAACCACGAUCCAGACCAAGCGUACAGUCAAGGAUCAAAUUAUUUCUGGGGUGUGACCCCUAUAAACAAAGGAAACUUCUUUCUCAUGGCUUUUGAGAAACCAGCCAUGAUAUCGCGUAUUGUGAUUCAGACAGGCCAGGAUGGGAAGGACACGCUUCAGUCUGCUGAGGUGGAGCUCGGGGAAAGUGUCUUGAAAACAUCAAAUGGAGUUGAGUGCACAGAGAUUCACAAUUUAGGAAUUUUAAACAAGGGAUAUUUUGAGCUUGAGAAUAUUCACCAGACACUGAACAGAUCGGUGUUGUGUUUGAAAAUCAGAGUGACAGCAAGUCAGUUGGAUUGGGUGAUCAUAAGAAAGAUCCAGAUCUGGUUAAAGAAGUGAGGUAGGACAAGAUGUCCAUUUUAUUUAAAUAAAUCCUAACAUUACACUCAGGAUAAUUAAAUACCAACAAUCAGAUUUGAACAUCUCAGCUGAUGAUUACCUUUUAUUUGAUUAGUUAUGGAAAAGAGGGGGGCUGUGUAUCCUGUAUCUAAAAGAUUAUAACCAAAAUGGGUCAUGUGACCUUAAAAUACUACACGCAGUAAUAAGUGGCUAGUGUGUCCUAUUGUGGACCGUAGAGUGUCCAAUUACUGCCAGGCGGCACAUGUCACGGGCCAGUCCAGAAUCAGUUAGACAAAAUGGCAGACAACAGUGUUGUGGAAACAGCAUGUUCCUUGUAAACAGAAGAUUUCAAGCGAAGUACGAGACAAGAUGUUCAACUGCAGUAAGACAUUUGAAUGACGAUCCCGGUUGUGGUAUUUCCCAGCCUGCAGUCAUUCCUGUGAACAUUCGACGCAUUCAAUGCCUGAUCCUGGAUAAUUGACCUUUAAAAGAGUUUACCGGAGGACAGCAUUCCAGCAGCGAUGACGGAGUGAAUGAUGUUUAAGGCGUACUGACAAAUCUUUUAAUGCCAAAUCUUUACGGGGAUUAGUUAAAUGCUGGUAUAAGUGUAAAUGUGUAGUGCUUGUAUAUAUUGAGUUUUACUGAGGUAAACUUCAGUCAGCAUACCAAAGCUACUGCCAGCAAUCUGUAACUAAAAGUUGAGUUGUUCCUUCUUCUGUUACAUUCUGUAAAGAACUAUAUGAGAUUGUGUGGUUUCUUUUGAAAUGAUUGGUUGUUCUCCAUUCUGGUGAGAAAAUGUAAAAAAUGUGACUACCUCAAAACUUAUAACUAUGGGAGAGAGCGAGAGAGAGAAUAUCGUGAAUAUAGUUUGGAUGCAAAGAUGGGACAUAUCUGUUCUUACAAUGAAGAAUGUCAAACUGGCUCUUUUGCUAAGAAUGAAGGGGAAAUUGUGGUCGUACCUCUCAACUGGAGUGUGUAUACGAUGGUAGUAGUUCACAGCAAAACACUCAAAUUAAGCACAUUUAUUUCCUACAGCACUUUAUUUCUAGGAUAACAGCUGUUCAUAGCUGGAGGUAUCUUUUGACAACAUGCUGUUAGUUUUCAUUAGGACGUUCUGUCAGCCCCAUAUAAAGAGGCAAAUACCGUCUGGUUCUUCCUCCAAGUUUAUCGUCAACAGAGAGUUCUGAAGCACGGUGACACUUCCUUCUUUCACAUUUAUGUAAAAUGCAAAACAAACAGGUUUGCCUACAAAGAAAAAAAUUUUGAAGAAGGAACUGGUGAAAUGAAGGAAAGGAAAUCAAAAAUCUAUACAAUUAACAACAAAGCAGUGUAGUUGAUCAGUCAACAAUUUAAAGGUUAUUUAAAAAAAAUAAAAAAAUAAAUAAAAAAUAAAAAGGUACAAGGACAAGACAACUCAGGGUCUGGUUGUUAAAAACCCAACUUCUAAAAUAUGGGAGAUGAUCGAGCAUCUUUCAGAACUCCUCAAAUCAGAACAUAUCAGAUGUUCAAUGUCAAGAAACAGUCUUUGACAGGUGGAAUGUGGAGUCAACGGUUAAGUAAUCUUCUCAGAAGGGUUUUUUUGGCACCCUAGGCAAGAUUAUUUUUUGGUUCCCCCCAAUAGAUCUGCCAUCCUACCACAAUGCUUCACCCCCUCACCAUGCAAAUAUGUCACAACCUUACAUAAAAAAGGUUAAAUACAUUUAUCAAUCAUAGCAAAAUUGUCUAAAUAAGAAGGAGGCAGUAGGCGCUCACUUUCGUUUCAUCCCCCUCCCCCACCCACGAGCUGGUUGCACAAAAAGUGACCACCUAAAUUGCCUACGACUAGGAACUGUGCUGCCUCUAAGGGUUCAGUUGGUUUUAUAACAAAGAAGUAAUAAUUUAUAACACCCACUGGAAAGUAUUUAAUGAUGUCUCUUAGGUUUAUUCUUUUUUUUCUCUUUUUAUUGGAAAUUAAACUCUCCUGAGGAGAGUAUAAUAAUGAUGCGAUGCUGUCUGUAAACUAAUAAACAUUACUACUGACUACUUUUUACACAAUGCAUGCUUUUCGUUUGUCAUUGUCAAUGAUAAAAAGAGAUUUCUAUUGA
This is a messenger RNA of Silurus meridionalis, 7184 nucleotides long. Its product is annotated as alpha-1,3-mannosyl-glycoprotein 4-beta-N-acetylglucosaminyltransferase C. The coding region runs from base 3733 to 5100 and encodes 455 amino acids. Lineage: Eukaryota; Metazoa; Chordata; Actinopteri; Siluriformes; Siluridae. Gene Ontology annotation, biological process: protein N-linked glycosylation. The record is from RefSeq and is a predicted model, not a curated record. Gene Ontology annotation, molecular function: acetylglucosaminyltransferase activity. The transcript is spliced from 5 exons.